GCAUCACGUUCCGACUUCCGAUCCACCACCACCCUACACGUCCCGAUGGAGCUACUACUACCGCCAUGGGCCUCCUCCUCCUCCUCCUCCUCCCUCGGCGCCGUGCUGGCCGCCGCGCUCCUCCUCGUCACCGUCCUCUGCCGCAGGCGCAGCUCCACCACCCGCAGUCGCAAGUACAACCUCCCGCCGGGCCCCCGGCCGUGGCCGGUGAUCGGCAACCUGAACCUGAUCGGCUCGCUCCCGCACCGCUCUAUCCACGAACUCUCGGCGCGGCACGGCCCGCUCAUGUCCCUCCGCUUUGGCUCCGUCCCCGUCGUCGUCGGCGCCUCCGUGGACGCCGCCAGGUUCAUCCUCAAGACCCACGACGUCGCCUUCAUCGACCGCCCCAAGAUGGCCUCCGGGAGGUACACCGCCUACAACUUCUCCGACAUCGUCUGGUCCCCCUACGGCGCGUACUGGCGCCAGGCGCGCAAGCUCUGGCAGACCAAGCUCUUCAGCGCCAGGCAGCUCCGGUCGCAGGAGCACGUCCGCCUCGAGGAGGUGCGCGACCUGCUCCGCGGCCUGCACGGGCUCGCCGAGGGGCGCGUGGCGGUGGCGCUCAAGGAGCACCUGCUCAUGCUGAACCUGAACGUGAUCUCGCGCAUGGCGCUGGGGAGGAAGUACGUAGGCGAGGGCACCGCGGGGUCCCCGGUCUCGCCGGCCGAGUUCAGGUGGAUGGUCGACGAGCUGUUCGUCCUCAACGGCGUGUUCAGCAUCGGGGACUUCAUCCCGUGGCUUAACUGCCUGGACCUGCAGGGGUACAUCGCCAGGAUGAAGAGGCUCGGCAAGAUGUUCGACCGGUUCCUGGAGCACGUGGUGGACGAGCACAACGAGCGGCGGCGGCGGGAGGGCGAGGGGUUCGUCGCCAAAGACAUGGUGGACCUGCUGCUGGAGCUCGCUGACGACCCCAGCCUCGAGGUCCCGAUCGAGCGGGAUGGCGUCAAGGGAUUCGCUCUGGACCUCAUCGCCGGCGGCACGGACACAUCGGCGGUGGCCACCGAGUGGGCGAUGUCGGAGCUCCUGCGGAACCCGGAGGUCAUGGCCAAGGCCACCGAGGAGCUCGACAGCGUCGUCGGCCACGGCCGCCUCCUCGUCACGGAGGAGGACAUCCCGAAGCUCCCGUACCUGGAGGCCGUCGUGAAGGAGACCUUCCGCCUGCACCCUGUGACGCCCCUGCUGGCCCCGCGGCUGUCCCGCGAGGACGCGUCGUCCACGGGCGGCGGCGGCGGCGGCGGCUACGACAUCCCGGCGGGCACGCUCGUGUUCGUCAACAUAUGGACCAUCGGCCGCGACCCCGCCGUGUGGGGCCGCGCGGCGGAGGAGUUCCGGCCGGAGCGGUUCGUCGGGAGCAGCGUGGACGUGAAGGGGCAGGACCUCGAGCUGCUGCCGUUCGGGUCCGGCCGCCGGAUGUGCCCGGGGUACACCCUCGGGCUCAAGAUGGUGCAGCUGACGCUGGCGAACCUGCUGCACGCGUUCGCGUGGAGGCUCCCCGACGGCGUGGCGGCGGAGGAGCUGAGCAUGGAGGAAAAGUUCGGGCUGGCCGUCCCGCGCAAGGUCCCGCUCGAGGCCGUCGCCGAGCCCAGGCUCCCGGCGCACCUCUACGCGACUGCGCCGUGAUCGCCGUGAUGCAUGGUGGAAGACUGGCAAGUCUGUCUGGCUGCAUCCUAAUACAUCUGCCUAUGAAUGAGACAUGCAUGAUGCAUGUGCUUGCGACGGCAAUAAAGAAGAUUCUGCCUCCUAUACCUCUACGCGACUGAUGGGCCGUGAUGCAUGGUCGAAGACUGGCAAGUCUGUCUGGCUGCCUCCUACAUCUGCGUAUAUAUGAAUAAGACAUGCAUGAUGCAUUUGCUUGUGACGGGCAAUAAAGAAGAUUCUGUUUAUGUUGUUUCUUUGUGUUUUAUCAUUGAUUGUGUGUGUGUAUCUCUGGAGUUUUACUUUUUGAACUCGACUGUCUGAACCAUACAUAUUACAAAUGCAAGCUGAGA
This is a messenger RNA of Setaria italica (foxtail millet), 2024 nucleotides long. Its product is annotated as cytochrome P450 71A1. Bases 46 to 1656 code for a protein of 536 amino acids. Gene Ontology annotation, molecular function: monooxygenase activity; heme binding; oxidoreductase activity, acting on paired donors, with incorporation or reduction of molecular oxygen. NCBI's taxonomy places the organism in Eukaryota, Viridiplantae, Streptophyta, Magnoliopsida, Poales, Poaceae. The record is from RefSeq and is a predicted model, not a curated record. The transcript is spliced from 2 exons.